Molecule: messenger RNA, 1102 nt
Organism: Physcomitrium patens
Lineage: Eukaryota; Viridiplantae; Streptophyta; Bryopsida; Funariales; Funariaceae
Source: RefSeq, a predicted model, not a curated record
CAGAUGCUCAGAUUUCUAGCUUGAAAGGAGGCGGAUAUCAGCGUGGCGUUCAUUUUCCUCUUCAAUGUCGGUGGCAUUGCAAGAUGUGUCGGCAGUUGAUGUGUACUUUUGGGUGGCCUGUGACAUGAAACGUAUCACCUGGUAGAUUCGUCAUUGAACGGUCACAACGAAGGGCCGGUUGCUUCCUUAUUUGUGCUGGGUAUCGUCUCUUCAUGUUUGCCCCUUCAGAUCUUUCUUCUGUAUCCAUGGCUUCGACAUGCUGUUCUUCGACUCACCUUGCAGCUCUUUCACAAUGUUGUGGUUUGAGUUCCAUCUCUGGCCUAGCCCCACCUAUCUGUAAUAUCUGAAAGCUCACUUCCUCACAUUUCAAUGCACCUGCAACAUGUCGUGUACUUGCACCAGGUUUUUCUGACAUGCAAUCAGAGACAGAAAGAGAAUGUUGCGUUUAUUCUGAAUCACUUUCGAUGAAGUAACAAUUUGAAAUGCACCUACUUAUGACGAGAUGAACAGCCACUUGGUCGCAAAGCACAAGCGGCUAUAGAAACACCUCAAUUGUUUAUGUGUUUUUGGCUUAGUCUGAGGGAGGUUGAGCAACAACGAUGUGGGCAGCACAUGAGGGUCGCUUAUCAGGAGAUGUUGAAUGUGUUCCUUGAGUGCCAAUUUGUGCUUUGUAUCAACUUUCUACCAGUGCAUUGACCAUGCCUCAAGCCAGCUUCUCUCUGACUUCAAAGCCCAAUGUGCACGUUCGUCACCAUCAUCACAAGUACAGCUUUGAUAAAUCAGAUUAUGUAGGAUAUUGGCAGAAUUUGAAGAAGAAUAAGGCGUUCAAAGAGCCAUACGCCAAGGAUGACAAUCUCUGGGGCCACCAGCGAUUCAGCCCAAUGGAAUACAAGCCGGACCCUCAUUACAGACAGAAGGCCUGGUGGAGAGAGCCUGGAAUUCGACCAUGGGAGCACGACGAAUUGCUCUACCAUUCCAGACCUGGGAGAGGUCCUGGGUUGAAUCCAUGGAUCUUGUCCACCUCGGCAAAUGCUCCCUUUGCAACAUUCGACAAUGAACGCUUCCAAAGACAGUAGACAAAUCCGAUGGUGAUACCUCCUUG